Molecule: messenger RNA, 1474 nt
Organism: Chanos chanos (milkfish)
Lineage: Eukaryota; Metazoa; Chordata; Actinopteri; Gonorynchiformes; Chanidae
Product: casein kinase I
Exons: 10
Coding region: 180-1433 (417 amino acids)
Biological process (GO): protein phosphorylation
Molecular function (GO): protein kinase activity; ATP binding
Source: RefSeq, a predicted model, not a curated record
CUUAGGGACUAUCAACAGGGAGUUACAACCGACGCAAGAGGAAAAUUGGGGUAUGAGAGCCGCAAGAAUCCGGUCCCAUCCUUCGCUGCCUUGGGCCCUGUCUGACUGACAACCACCGGAUCAGAACCACCACCGAAUCAGCUCUCGGAUAAAUCUAAUAUCGGUGACCUCUUAACAUCAUGGAGCUGAGAGUUGGGAAUAAAUAUCGUCUUGGCCGUAAAAUCGGGAGCGGCUCGUUUGGAGACAUUUACCUGGGGUCCAACAUCGCCACGGGAGAGGAGGUGGCCAUCAAACUGGAGUGUGUGAAGACCAAACAUCCCCAGCUUCACAUCGAGAGCAAAUUCUACAAGAUGAUGCAGGGAGGAGUGGGUAUUCCCUCCAUAAAGUGGUGUGGUGCAGAGGGAGACUAUAACGUAAUGGUUAUGGAGCUACUGGGGCCCAGUCUGGAAGAUCUGUUCAACUUCUGCUCCAGAAAGUUCAGUCUGAAGACCGUCCUACUGUUGGCAGAUCAAAUGAUAAGCCGAAUUGAAUACAUCCACUCCAAAAACUUCAUCCAUCGUGACGUGAAGCCAGAUAACUUCCUCAUGGGCCUGGGAAAGAAGGGGAACCUGGUUUACAUCAUCGACUUUGGUUUGGCCAAGAAAUACAGAGACGCCCGCACCCACCAGCACAUCCCUUACCGCGAGAACAAGAACCUGACAGGCACCGCCCGCUACGCCUCCAUCAACACACACCUUGGCAUCGAGCAGUCUCGGCGGGAUGAUCUGGAGUCACUGGGUUACGUGCUGAUGUAUUUUAAUCUGGGCUCUCUGCCGUGGCAGGGCCUCAAGGCCGCCACCAAGAGGCAGAAGUACGAACGCAUCAGCGAGAAGAAAAUGUCCACUCCGAUCGAGGUUCUGUGUAAAGGCUACCCCUCGGAAUUCUCAACCUACCUGAAUUUCUGUCGUUCUCUGCGCUUUGACGACAAACCGGACUACUCAUACCUGCGGCAGCUCUUCAGAAACCUCUUCCACAGACAGGGCUUCUCCUACGACUACGUCUUCGACUGGAACAUGCUCAAAUUCGGCGCCAGCAGGACGACAGAGGAUGGAGAGAGGGAACGGAGAGGAGGGGAGGAGCGCGAUGAGAGGAUUGGAGGAGGUCCUCGGGGUUCGGCAGCGAGAGGGCAUGCUCCCGGUCCCAACGCUGCGCCGCCAAACCGGGUCAGAAACGGACCGGAACAGGCCGUCUCAAACCCAGCAUCACGUGUCCAACAGUCAGGUAACACAUCGCCCAGGGCAAUCUCCCGGGCAGAGCGAGAGAGGAAGGUGAGCAUGCGCCUCCAUCGAGGGGCUCCUGCAAACGUGUCGUCCUCUGACCUCACCGCACGACACGACCAAUCACGCAUCUCUACGUCACAGGUCAGCAUGCCAUUCGAGCACCUUGGAAAAUGAACUGUCCAGUCACUCACACACAUUCAUCAGACACUGACUGG